Molecule: messenger RNA, 2694 nt
Organism: Cyprinus carpio (common carp)
Lineage: Eukaryota; Metazoa; Chordata; Actinopteri; Cypriniformes; Cyprinidae
Product: phosphatase and actin regulator 1
Biological process (GO): cell motility; stress fiber assembly
Molecular function (GO): actin binding
Source: RefSeq, a predicted model, not a curated record
CUCCCGCUGUUGUAGGAUCGACGAAUUUGCUCCCGUUAACGGUUGAUUCCGGUCCGCGUAUUUUUAAGACAUUGCGUCACGUUGAUGAAUUUGAAGAAAUGCUACCGAAAGGCGCAUCCGUCCGCUUAUAAUAAACAAAUCUGCGCCAGGCACUUGAAUAUGCGCACGGAAGACCGGUAACGGUGGGUUUAGAGACGCGGUAUAUUAAAGAAAACACCGAAGUGGAUCACAUCAGCGUGUAUUUGUGUAUAUAUACACACACGGUUAUACUCAGGUGGGCCAAACGUUUUGCGCGUGGCGUCGGUGGUCGGUGAUGUAAACCCGGUUUGCGCGGCUCGGGAUGAUCGGUGAGGCUCAUGCACGCGCUCUUCCGUUCGAUAUCCGCACCAUCCCGGGGUGUGACAGAUAGACACGGCUCCGCCGCCGCUGAGCCCAUGGCGGGUCCCGCAUUCACCGGAGCGCACGGGACCUGGAUCACAUCCCGGUUACGGGAGGACGCGUCAUCUUCUUCAUCGUUAUCAUCGUCGUCGUCCGCAGAGAAACCGCGCAAACGGAGAGCAUUUAACCUGGUCAGACUGCGGCAGCCCACCGCCCCCGGUAACAACAACACCCCGUUUGUGAUCUCCGGUCAUAUCAAGCACAUCUGCAGUAACUGCAGCCGCGGGAAUGACAUCCGGGACGCAGAGGGUGCCGAGCGUCUGGCGGCGAUGCGCUCUGAUUCGCUGGUUCCCGGGACGCACACGCCGCCGAUACGCAGACGCAGCAAACUGGCCAGUCUGGGACGACUCUUCAAACCGUGGAAAUGGAGAAAGAAGAAGAGCGACAAGUUCAAACAGACGUCCGCAGUGCUGGAGAGGAAGAUGUCGACGCGUCAGAGCAGGGAAGAGCUCAUCAAGAGAGGCGUGCUGAAGGAAGUGUAUGAGAAAGUAGAGGAGGUCAGCGUUGACGGCGGCCGGGUGUGUGUGAGUGAUCUGGACAGACAGGCGGUCAUCAGUCCGGUAUCAGAGUCUGCAGACGCCAGCGUCACGGCGACAGUGUCGUUCUCAGAGGUCCAGUCUUCUGGUGAAACUGUGGCGUGUCUCUCAGAUCUCGUCCCAAAGCCAUCUCAAGCCCCGCCCUCUGUGAAGCCCAUGCCGUUGCCUAGCGACAGUGCUGACAUCGCUCACAUGAGGCCGUCGUCACUGAAACAGCCUCCUGCCUUACCGCCGAAGCCAUACAGCAGAAUACCCAACCAUCUGACAGAGACGCUGGCUCGACUGUCGCCGCCCCUCCCUCCAAAGAAAGUGAUGAUAUGUGAGCCGACGCCCUCAUUUCCCCUCAAAUGCCUGCCGUCCCAGGGCUCGCACGCACACCCGCACACACACGCGCUCACACACCUGCACCCGCAGCAGUACGCCACGCUGUCACUGCACCCACCCAGCCGCAUCAUAGAGGAGCUCAAUAAAACCCUCGCGCUCACCAUGCAGAGACUCGAGAGCUCUGUACUGCAGGCGGUGCCAUCUGUCCUGAUGGAGACGGAAGAGGAGAAGGAGAACAGAGAUUCAAUGCACCAAACUCCCGCCAACACACACACACUCAACACACACACACUCAUCACACACACCUUCAGCAUGCACGAGGAAGAAGACGAGGAUGAGGAGGAUGAUGACGAUGCGCUGUUUACAAGUACACUCGCUUUAAGGAUCCUACGGAAAGAUUCGCUGGCGAUCAAACUGAGCAAUCGUCCGUCAAAGAGAGAACUGGAGGAUAAAAACAUCUUACCCAUGAUGAGUGACCAGGAGCGGCUGGAGUCCAGACAGCAGAUCGGCACCAAACUCACCCGUCGUCUGAGCCAGAGGCCGUCAGCAGAAGAGCUGGAGCAGAGGAACAUCCUCAAACCGCGGAACGAGCAGGAGGAGCUGGAGGAGAAGCGCGAGCUCAAGAAGCGGCUCUCCAGGAAGCUGAGUCAGAGGCCCACCGUGGAGGAGCUCAGAGAGGCCAAGAUUCUCAUCCGCUUCAGUGAUUACGUGGAGGUGGCAGAAGCUCAGGACUACGACCGGCGCGCGGACAAACCCUGGACCAGACUCACUGCUGCUGAUAAGGCUGCCAUACGCAAAGAACUCAACGAGUUCAAAAGCUCAGAGAUGGAGGUGCACGAGUCCAGUCGACAUCUAACCAGGUUUCAUCGGCCGUAGUGCCGCUACAGUCAUCAGUGAACUCUGUCUCUCGUUUGGAGCCGUUCUUCUUUAAUGGACACUGAACAGACUCUCUGCUGCUCGCUUUGAUCAGGAAUCGCACGCAGAUCUUCUGGACUCUCACCAGCGGCGCGUGGACACGGACGAGCCCACGAUCUGUCUGUGUGCGGAUAUUUCUGUAUAUUUUGACAAAAACUGAUAUAUUACGUGCUCUUCGCCAUGAAUUUUCUCUUGUUGUCGUUUUUUUGUUUUUUCCAGGCAAUGGUUUUUAAUGCAGCAGACGAUGUAGUUGAUUUUCUACUUGUAACUGAGAAAUUAUUCCAGUCCUUUUAGUUUUCAAAAAUGGAGAAGACAAGGGAAAAUACUUUUCUAACGAGUGCAAGCCACAUUCUUUUACACACUAAAAUCUUUAAAGGAACAGUUCAUCCAAAAGUGAACAUUUGCUGAACAUUUCCUCACCCUCAGGUCAUCCAAAAUCAGGAUUAGUUUGUUUCUUCAUCAGAUUUGGAGAAAUUGCAUC